CAAAGUAUCCUAUCAAGAUAGACGCAGGCAGGAGCUGAGAAUGAGUCUGGGCGGAGAAAGUUACCGCUUGGAAGCUGAUUCUCACAUGUUGUGCUAGUGCUCGCAGCGUUUAGGAUAAACGAAGCGUAGAAAAUGUUUGUACCAGUGUAACAAGCUUAAUCUUUUGAGCAGAACGACUAAAGUUAAAUGUUAACGGAAGUUCACUCGACGCGUCCCAGGAAUACUUGUGAAGGGAACGAAGAUUUCUUCGUUAAGAAGGUAAAAGCCAGUCACACUGUAAGAGGAGGAGUCUACCAACCCCAAACCUGGGGAGCCACGCGGGGCCCCAGGGUGCUGGAAUGGAGCAAUUUGCAGGGUCACUGGAAAGGAAGCUGCAGAGACCACUACUGGCUAAGUCCCGCACCCUCCCUAGCAUCCCCCAGUCUCCGACGGUUUCCAGGGUGCACCACUCCGAUCUCAUCGGUGGGAGUCCCCCUCGCAGGAAGAACCCUCCCACUGCAACCAGCCACCCAAAGGCCUGCACCCUGCCACCCGCAGGAGAACUGUGGCGUUUGGAGGAUGACAUGGAGGGCGAAGAUGAGCACGGCGGGUGCACUGAAGGCCCGCCCCCGCUCCCAGUCGCCCUUUUCCCACUUCCGGGCUCGAGCAGCCUACCUCCGCAAGAGCGUCUCAGCAGAUGACCACCUGGACAUGGGCCUGGACUACGGCUCGGGGACGGCGGUUGAGGGCAAACCAACCCGUGGCAGUAAGGGCAAGCUGAAGAGAAAGUUUAGUCUGGGCUCUGCUGACCGGAAGGAGAAUCAGCAUAAGAAGUUAGAGUCAGGGAUCUCCAAAUUUACCCACCGUCUGUCCCUCAAAGAGCGUCCAGCCAAAACAGAGAAGACUUCAACAGAUAGACCUUCAUCCUACCGGCGACGAUCUCUUAGUGUGGACUGGGCUGACUCUGCCAAGAUGACGCAGCCCAUGAGGGGGGACCAGGCCCACCAGCCGGCCCCAGCCCGCAAGUCAGCCAGCCUGUCCUCACCGAGCGCGGCUCGCCGCCUAUACCGCAACUUGUCUGGAAAGUUCCGUGUGGGCACCAACCCCCCUGCCCUGGAGGACAGCGUGGUGUCAGGACGGGGAGGAGACAAGGAGAGGCUGCGAAAAACCACCAUAUUCCAGAGUAGUGAAGCUUUGUUUGAGGCAGUGGAGCACCAGGAGUUGGACUUGGUACAGCUGCUUCUCUCCCAGUACAGUCUGGAGGAGUUGGACCUCAAUACCCCAAACAGCGAGGGCCUCCUGCCCCUCGACAUCGCCAUCAUGACUAACAACGUGCCCAUGGCCAAGCUGCUACUGCGAGCCGGUGCCAAGGAGAGUCCCCACUUUGUGAGUCUGGAGGGCCGAGCAGUGCAUUUGGCCACCUUGGUGCAGGAGGCUGAACAACGGGUGUCGGAGCUCCAGGCCCAGGUGCGGAGCGAGGGUCCCUGUGAGCGGGAAGGGUCGGACCGGGAGAGGCAGCUAAAAGCCUGGGAGUGGAGGCUCCGGCUCUUCCGACGCAUGCAGACGGGGUUUGAGCAUGCAAACCCUCCAGACGCUCCCAGUGUAGUUCGCCUGUCUGUCAGCAGCAGCACCAGUCUAAGGGUGGACUUCCAGGAACCUCUCUGUGUCAAUUCUGCUGUGGUUACUAAGUACAAAGUGAGCUGGAGCAGUACUCCAUCCUUCAGUCCUUUGCUAGGAGAGAUGGUGGUGGAGGACACCACUCUGCUACAGUGCGACAUCACUGGACUCACCAGGGGACCUUAUUACUAUGUCCAGGUGUCAGCCUACAACAUGAAGGGCUGGGGGCCUCCACUGAUUUCCACCCCUGCCUGUGCUGUGCCUUCCAGUUGGAGAGACAUCGAUGGCCGUGCUCCGCGGCAGAGAGGCCAGAAGGAGGCACUGGACCAACUACUCGGACAGAUAAAAGAAGCUCACCGCCACUGUGUCUGCCAUGAACAGUGUAAAGCUCCACCACAAGGCAGGAAGCACUCAGUAUCCAAAAGCUUGCGCCACCUCUUCCAACCCACCAGCAAAUUUGUUAAAAGCUUGAAAAGAGGUCUCUAUCUGACAUCCAUAUUCUACAGAGACGACAACGUGUUGGUGACUCCAGAGGAUCAGAUUCCUAUUGUGGAGGUUGAAGAUUCCUAUUCCAGUUCACUCAUGCAGGACUUCCUCUGGUUUACCAAGGUAUCUUAUCUGUGGGAGGAGAUUCCCUGGCUGCAGCAGUGUCUCAGUCCCUCCCAGUCAUCCUGUUCCUGUACUCUGCAGACACGCCUCAAGAUGCUGCAGGCUGUGUCCCAUCUACAGGGAAUGCUGGGAACCCAGGACCUUGGUCAGGUUUAUCUUGAGCCAAUUAAAGACAAGCAUGGUAACGCCCUGCUGGUGCUCCUAAAGGAUAUGAAUGCCUGUCCCAACCUGGAUGGGGUACGCUGGACGCAGCUUUGUAAACUCCAGCUCCAACGCAAGUCCAUCUCAUCCCCCGAAGAGCCCACCGCCUUGGACAUGCUCCUCAUCACACUCCAUGAGAAGCUGGCGUAUCACAGGCGGAGCAGGAAGCUGUUGUCUCCAGGCUUGUACCUGGGCUACCUGAAGCUGUGUACAUCAGUGGAGCAGAUUAGAGCACUGGUGCCUCAGAAACUCCCCAACGUCCUCUGUCACACAAAGAUUCGAGACAACAGUAACGUGUCCAGAGAGGAGUGGCAGUGGCUGCAGGCCCUCAGCUCUCUUGAUGAGUCGUUGGAAAUGGACCACGACAUACAGAGCGCUCCACAUCGCCUCCUACAGGACCUACGCGGCGCCAUCAAGGACCUAAUGGCCCACAUCAAUGUCCCCGGCAAUCAGGCACAGGACUUCCGUAUCUACAGUCAGGAAGUUUUGGAGUUUGGGGAGAAAGUGUCGUUCCUGCUCCUCCUGCCACCUUCAGAUGAAGUGUGCACAGCCCCUGGUCAGAACAACCCAUACUCCCCCCGCUCUGGCUUCCUCACCCUGCCCCUGCAGAUCUUUGAACUGGUCCACUUUAAUGCCUACUGCCCCAGUUUCAUUGGCCAGUACUGCAGAGUGUCAGCUUUGCUGGAGCUGGAGUCCCUCAUGUCCCAGCAGGCACUGAGGGAAGCCUUCUCUGAGGCCGAGCUCCUCACAGCUAAGAAGAAACACCAGCAGGUUCAAGAGCACAUGCAGCAAAUGGAAGAGGUGUGGCGGGAUGCAAGGUGGAUUAUGGACGCCUUGCAGUAUGCCCGCUACAAGCAGCCCACAGGAGGCAUCUCUGUAAGCUGGAUAAUUGACUUCUCCAAGGAAGUGAUGCCUGACAAGCCCCCCUCCACCUCCUCUCAGCCUGACUUCAUGCCCUCCCCCUUGCCUUCACCUGAACCCUGCCACAAGCACUCAGAUUUUGCUGGACUGUCAGAUGAGGAGGGCUCCUCUGAGGUCUUCCUCACCACCGACAGUGACUAUGACUCCAGUCGUGCCCAGAGCCCCCGUGAGCUGGACCUGCUGCCCCCCUCGCCUCUCUCAUCCUCCGCGCCCCUGGAGCCUCGUGGCUUCCUGCGCAGCGAUGGGAGUGGCUCGGGAGGAGGGAUGUGUCUCAGCAGUGGAGGCGGACGUGGAGGGGGAGCGCUGAGGGAUUCCACGCCAGACGUCCUCCAGGCCUCAGAGCCGCAGCACGGGAGGGAAGCUGAACGCUGUGGGGUAGGAGGAGGAGUCCGGUGUGGAGGAGAAAGACGGAGGGGGGCCCCGGAGCUGUUUGACAGUGACUUUAUCCUGCCCAGCAGGCAGAUCGAGCUGUUGCACAUCACAGAGAAGAGACAGGCCUUCUGUGUGAGAACCAGCAGCCUGGAGUUUCCCUCCACCACCUCAGCCCACCACCAGCCUUACUCCUACCGCACCACUUGCCCCUCACCCUCCACCUCACCACAGCGAAGGUGGCACAGGCCCUCGUCAGUAGACCGCUGUUGCUCUGCCGAGCGCUGCUUACCACAGCUCCCACCAGCGCGUACGUUAUCAGAGGACAGCGGCACCCAGAGACUCUCCUCACCAUCACCUGCUGCCCUCAGGAAAGGCUGUCACGCCACACUCAGAGUGUACCCACAGUAUCGCACAGGCCUGCCGAAGGAGACCAGUGUUAAGCUUUGCGUAACUCCAGGUACAUCAGCGCAGGAGAUGGUCCAACUGGUGGUGCAGGAGAUGAACGUUGUGUCUCGGCGAUUGCUCGGCAGCAGUGGAGGGAGCGGGGAACAGGAGCGGUGCGUGUACUACGGUCCCGAACAGUUGAAGCACUUCGGCCUCGUGCUGGUUGUGGACAACAGAGAAAAGUGGCUCCAGGAUGACUUCUGUCCCCUGGAACUCCAGAACCCCUGGCUGAGGGGAAAACUGUGCGUUCGGAUUAAGGAGUACUCGCCACUAGCACUCAAACACAGCCUGGCCACCACGGUGUGAUGCUUCCAGGAGAGAGAGAGAGAGAAAGAGACAGAGAGAGAAAUGUUUAAGAUGCCAUGUGCAUAUUGAAAUUAGGGAACUGUUACAUUUGUACAAACUGUCCACAGACUCCUAAAUUUUACACUAUUUUCACUCUCGAUGUGGUGUUACCGUCCACAACUGCAGCUAUAACAUGUCAUAUUUUUGCUGUGUUCUUGAUAUCUGAAAUGCUACUCUGAGAAUCUGUUUCCAUGAAAUGUGUUCUCCCGUACAUGACCUUUUUUAUUAACAUCAGAGACCCUCAUAUGGACACCAAAUGAACAAUAACAAAACGGAACAAAGAGAAAAUAGUUUUUUGUGCUGUCAGAAAUCAUCGGGAUAAAGAUUGUGAUGCUGAGCAGCGAGAUUAAUGGAGCGUUGCUCUGACUUCUGGCAUGAUUGACGCGUUGCCAAAUUGACGCGGGUAGCCAUCUUCGUUCCCCCCCAGCCACACACGGACACGUCUUUUCCUAUGAACUCUCUCAUUGUGUCAUUCCCAAAGAGCUGUCGGCUGCAGCCGCCCGGCCCCAUGUUCCCAGGAUGUGGGCUCUGGACCCAGCCCAGAGGGCAGGAAGGAAGGGAGAAGUACAGAGGGGGGCUGGCGUCUCCGCUUGGGGACGCAAUCGGCCUGACGAUUUGGCCCGUCAGCCUGUCACUCAACUGCACUUGGCCACUGUACUGUCUGGUAGUGAAGGAGCCAAGCAAGGGAGAGAGAGCUUAACAGAAAGUAAAAGAGAAAGAGAGAGAGAGAGAGAGAGAGAGAGAGAGAGAGAGAGGGCAAGGAGGAGGGUGGAGGCUGCAUCUUUUAGACCCUGGCACUGGCUCUCUGGUGCUCUUUUUCUCCCUUUUGCAGCAGCAAAUCCUCUGUAUAGUAGACUCAGUCAUAGUGUAGCUAACUAAUAUCAUCAUCUCUUCAUGUGAAGUAACAUAAAAUAAAAACCAGCGAAUUUGGAUUUUUAAAACAGAAAAAAAAACAAGCAAUACUUGACUCUUUCUGUUUGUCUGAUUGAUGGAAAAAAGCAUGUAUACCUUCCAGAAUUGUGCUGAGUACAUCUGAAGUACUGUAGUCAUGCUGUGCUAAAAGUUAACCAGUUUAGUGUUUUGUUGUGUUUUGGUUCAGUGGUAUUCCCAGAUGCACCAGAAAGUGGUGCCCAUCAGUCUAGAGCAGGGUUUCCCAAAGGGAUUCUAGUGUGAAAGGGAUGACUCAAGUUGUUAAGAGGCCAGGCAUUUGUAAGCAAAGCCACACACUAUAUAUUUUCAAAACUAUGUCGAAAUAAGUUAUAUAUGACAGGAUUUAACCGUAAGAGAAUGUUUAAACCCCAGUGAAACGUGGCAGACAAACCACUACGACCUGUGAGGUGGGGAUCAUGUGACCAAUGGAGACGGCUGUGAGUGGACUAGUUUUUGCUAGCCCUGCUAGCUUGUUUACCUGUGCUGUAGAAGACAGAGUCCUGGGAAAAUAAGUAAAACUCUUACUUGGCUAUCCCAGUCUUAGGUGUGACCCUCACUUUGCACAAAGUAGCAGUCUGUAGAGUUUCAUGUAACACUUUCUGUGUCCAAUAUGUUUAUAACCUAAUUACCACUGGUGCAGAUACUCUACUUUUCAUAUGAACCACAUUAAUUCUAAUCAAACAAUAAAUCAGGCCUCUUAACAAUAUGAACUAUCCUUUUUAGCUAAUUUUUUUGGGAAUUGUGUCAAGUUUUGGUUUUUCUUUUCACACCACAGUAUAGUCUGUGAAACCUGUUUGAACCAGUGCAGUCUGAACAUAGUUUAUACAUCUCAUGCUAACAGAAAUAUAUUUAUUUUUUUCUAUCAGCUGUUUUGCAGCAUAUGAUUAAUACUUCUUCCUGCUCUAAAAAGUCAACAAGGCUCAGCAACAUCAUACCAUUAUAAUAACCUGCAGCAUUUCCAAAUGUAGCACUAGAAAGGUCCUUAAGUGGAGAGUCUGAUGAGUGGAGUCAGUGGGCCUGGCCUCACUUACUGUAGCAUUCCAGGUGGGGGUUAAACUGGUGUCUCUCAAAGUGUUUACAGAGUUUAGUUUCCUUACACCUUCAAAGAUGUGUUUACGUGUAACUACUGUAUAAAGAUGUCUUAAGACAAACUGAUGUUAUAAGUUGUAAUUGGUUUUACUGAUGACUUGAACUUGUGUUAGAGCUUAGAUGUCUUCUUUAUUCACAUCGUUAAAAGCUGUUUUUACGAGGGCCAACUGCAAAAACAAAAUCACACAACCAGAAACCGAAGCGUGUACAUAGACAAACAAGAACAGGGGAUGAAUGUACUGUAUCUGCCCAAAAUGUGAAAGUGAGUGAAUGUGGGGCUGCCAUCACUAUAAAGGUCAGUGGAGUUAUAGGCAGGACUCUGGCUGUAGAUUGUGCAGAAAGGGAAGAAGGGGGUUUAAAUUCCCUUUCUAGUCAGAAAAAAAUUAAAGCCCCAUGUUUACAAGGAGCUGUUGGCAGAUCCAUCAGGCCAAGUCAUGAAGGAGACAUCACGUCACUUUUUUAAAAUCUAUUUUUAUUG
Lates calcarifer (barramundi perch) is the source of this 6985-nucleotide messenger RNA. It is a transcript of the gene ankfn1b, whose product is annotated as ankyrin repeat and fibronectin type-III domain-containing protein 1. The coding region runs from base 187 to 4449 and encodes 1420 amino acids. Gene Ontology annotation, cellular component: spindle. The record is from RefSeq and is a predicted model, not a curated record. NCBI's taxonomy places the organism in Eukaryota, Metazoa, Chordata, Actinopteri, Centropomidae. Gene Ontology annotation, molecular function: protein binding. The transcript has 24 exons. Gene Ontology annotation, biological process: signal transduction; regulation of establishment of bipolar cell polarity; establishment of mitotic spindle orientation.